AGAUUAUGUCACCGUAACCACCUAGACGUUCCUCAAUUGAAAUAUUUGAUCUUAUUAUAUUUUCAUAACUGAUGUCUUUUAUACUCAACACACACCGGUAUGGCGCUGAUAAGUGUUCCUACUUUACAGAAACUGACAAUCUUCAGACAAAUUCAUUUUGCAGUUUCCCGACCAUUGUAUCUUAAAACUCGCUCGUUAACUGGAGGGGGCAGUGUACCGCAAACACCAUGUAAUUCAUCACGGCCGGUAGAAAACAUAAAGUCUGAACCGAGUCAAUCACCACCGGGAGGCUCUGGCACUGAAACUCAGACACCAGCCGCGGCAGCCCGGACCUCGUGCACGCCCAGUGAGGCGCCGCCGUGUCCUCCGUGCGUGCCCUCCACGGCGCCCUCGUGUCGCACCAGCAAGGCUUCCUGCCCACAGGGAGUGCGUGUGGUGUGCUGCCCGCCUCCCGCAGGGCAGCGGCCGCCAUGCCCGCCGCCAAUGCCCAAUUGCCCACUCACUUGCGACAACGCCGUUACAAAGGUAAAUCAGUCGGCGAUACAAAUGAGUGCGGGUAGCAACAAACAAUGUGGCCAAUACCUUGAUCACGUUGCGCAGCGUCUGUCUGCAGCCGAGUGUGCGCGCCGAGCACACUACGAGCGCGAGGUGGCCGAACAGCCACCGCCCGCUCGACCCACACCCGUAACUUAUCGUCUAGCUGCCGAGAGGCGAUGCGCACGCGCCACAGAUGGACACGACUAUAUUCUGCGCGACGCGCCUGUCAGUCGGUCCAAGCAGCAUUGCGGGCCCGACCGCGAGGCACCACUGGCCUGUCCCGUUGACCUGGUUGCCUACGAUGGCUGCGAGAUCCGCUCAGCUCGCCACCUCGAUCCCUGCGCUACCAAACCUCGCGUGUUUUUAAGUAUCGACCGAAGCGCAGCUGAAAGUGAAAGUAACAAAGAAGAUUCGAAAAAACGCAACCAGAACGAAAGUAUUACCACUCGCCUUAUGGAUAGCUUUAGAUUGACAAAAAAGAAUAAUGAUAAAUCAAAUCAAAAACCCGAAAAUAACAAGUCUAGUUGGUGUAAGUCACCACCUUCCAUUAAAGCGGCUCCGACGGCAUGUCGGGAACCUUCUCUCACAGAACGAUUACGACAGCGGACGGGCAGAGACAAACCCUGUAGCAAUAACCGAGAUUUCCAUACAGCGCCGUGGCUCCGAAACAUCAAGUCGUGUUCAGAUAUCUCGGUGGAGUCAUCGCUUGGUAAAACGACUUCUGCUGCGAAAUCAAAUCAAUCGGAUAUCGACAAACUGACAUAUGUUUUAGAAGAGCGAAAAAAGCUCAAAGAAGCCGGACGCGGUCGCUUUAUGAGCAACAAUAAUGAAGAAACAUACCGCCGUGCAGCUAAGAGAGCGCGUAAUUCUGGCGUACUUGAGUUAAGUGUUCCUGCGGGCUUUGACUCUGUCAAAGUUCGUGUAACUCUAGACAUGGACACCAAUUCACAAAAUAUGCUCCUUAAAAACAAUAUGACUAAUAAUGAGCAAACACAUAACGACUGUACGAUGAGUACAUCGGAAAAGAAUGAGUCGGGGUCAUGGAUGUCUAUUAAAAAUCUGCAGAAGAAAUUGUCAGAGCACUGUCGCAAAGAAGUUAAAUCAGAAAUAAAAUGUCCUGCGGCACCAGGAGCAAAGCCGCUUAGCAAUAAUUUACCCAUAUCUUCAUCGAAACAGAAUGAAUCCAAGCAAAUGAAAAAAGAAGCUGCCAUCAAAGAGAAGCUGUCGCCCGUGACGUCACCGUGUCCCCCUCCACCGCCCGGAAAGUUAAAAUGAAAUGAUAAUACUUUACCAACAAAUAAGUGAAUAUUAUAUUAUUAACGGCAUACCUGUGUGUGUAGUUUUUAAUAAACGGUAACUGUUAA
This is a messenger RNA of Leptidea sinapis, 1901 nucleotides long. RefSeq lists its product as uncharacterized. The record is from RefSeq and is a predicted model, not a curated record. Bases 100 to 1812 code for a protein of 570 amino acids. The transcript is spliced from 3 exons. NCBI's taxonomy places the organism in Eukaryota, Metazoa, Arthropoda, Insecta, Lepidoptera, Pieridae.